AUGGAGGCCUCCGACUCGGAUGACAAAGCAGGUUGGCAAGAAGUUCCCUACCCGGAAUCCAAAUAUGUCAAAGAAACCUUCACGAAACCUUCACGCUAUCCAGGGGUACCCCAUCGAGUUCCACACCCUACCACACCAACUACAGACACCACCUCCGUUGUGGACUUCCACAGAGCACGAGGCCCUGAUCGACGAGGAGAUUCGAACACUCUUUGCCAAAGGCACCGUUUAACCCCUUAA
Pelobates cultripes (western spadefoot toad) is the source of this 240-nucleotide messenger RNA. Lineage: Eukaryota; Metazoa; Chordata; Amphibia; Anura; Pelobatidae. The record is from the annotation of a GenBank genome assembly.